This is a messenger RNA of Exophiala viscosa, 7130 nucleotides long. Its product is annotated as polyketide synthase. The record is from RefSeq and is a predicted model, not a curated record. Lineage: Eukaryota; Fungi; Ascomycota; Eurotiomycetes; Chaetothyriales; Herpotrichiellaceae. Gene Ontology annotation, molecular function: phosphopantetheine binding; 3-oxoacyl-[acyl-carrier-protein] synthase activity; fatty acid synthase activity. The transcript is spliced from 3 exons. Gene Ontology annotation, biological process: fatty acid biosynthetic process; secondary metabolite biosynthetic process. The coding region runs from base 163 to 6747 and encodes 2194 amino acids.
GUCACUUCACCUACCAGUAAAUGGGUCAUCGAUCUAUUUUCAAACCUGCCGCGACAACUGGGCCCCCAUCUCCUAUAUGAUAUUCUGACUUUCCCUUUUUCCUAUUUCUCCCCCUCGUUAAGCAACGCUCGUUGGAAGUUCGUCGACUCAUCACCCAGCAACAUGGAGGAGGUCUACGUCUUCGGCGACCAAACGGCUGACUGCCGGGCGUUCUUCACCAAGGUCUUUACCCGGAAAGACGAUGUUUUACUACAGAGUUUCCUGGAAAGAGCUGGUGACGCCCUCAGAGUCGAAAACAAAUACCGAUCCCAUCCUUCAAAAGCAGUACCUAAUUUCUCCACCGUUCAAGAGUUAGUCGAUCGUUAUUACAGAGGCGAAGCAAAAGAUGCCGCCGUUGAGAGCGCUCUCGUUUGUAUAUCACAGUUCACUCAUUUCAUUGGAACCUUCGAGGAGAGAACACCUUCAUAUAUUCCUCAUAAUGCAGACGCAAGAUUGGUCGGUCUAUGUACCGGUUUAAUCGCAGCAACAGCAAUCGCAUCCGCCGAUUCACUGACGGCUCUCGUUCCAUUGGCCGUCGAAGCCGUCCGAAUUGCCUUCAGAGCUGGCGCCCACGUAGGAAGGGUAGCGGAGCAGAUUGAGGGUGACUCUAAGUCUCUAUCAUGGUCGACCAUUGUUGCAGCGGACGAGAAAUCUGCGCAGGCGGCUCUGGACGCAUUCCACAAAGAGAAGGGCACAUCACCCACAAGCAAACUAUGGAUUAGUGCGUCUUCGGCCACUUCUGUCACAAUCAGUGGUCCUCCCUCGACCAAAGCAAGCCUCUUUGAAGACUCAGAGUUCUUCCGAACGCACAAGAAUGCUCCUGUAUCGAUAUACGCUCCCUACCACGCGUCUCACCUGCAUUCUCAAUCCGACUUGGACAAGAUCCUACGUCCACAGACAAAGGCCAUCUUCGGCAACACUACCGUCGGAUAUCCGGUCUGCUCCAGUGUCACUGGCCAACCAAUUCCCGGUGCCAAUGGGUACGAGCUCCUCCAAGGUGCUCUGAGAGAAGUUGUUGUUCAGCCUCUCCGAUGGGAUAAAGUGUUGAAGUAUUGUGCCUCCGGCAAACCGUCAGAGGCCAAGGUCUUCGCCGUUGGACCGACCAACCUCUCCAGCAGUGUCGUGUCGGCUCUGAAAGCUGUCACCCCCAACGUGACUCUGGAGGACCAGUCUCACUGGAACACAGUUGCGGCCGCUGGCACUCAAAACUCGAAGCGCGAAUCUGACAUCGCAAUCGUCGGCUACUCUGGCCGUUUCCCAGAUGCUGCGGACAAUGAGCUCUUCUGGCAAUUGCUUGAAAAAGGUUUGGACGUCCAUCGACCAAUUCCUCCGGAUAGGUUUCCCGUGGAUACCCACACUGAUCCAACAUCCAAGAAGAAGAACACCUCGCACACACCUUUCGGCAACUUCAUUGAGAGGCCUGGUCUCUUUGACGCCCGUUUCUUCAACAUGUCUCCUCGUGAAGCCGCUCAGACCGAUCCCAUGCAGCGAUUAAUGCUUGCAACCGGUUAUGAGGCCAUGGAAAUGGCGGGUAUUGUUCCUGGCCGAACUCCAUCCACCAAGCAUGACAGAAUUGGUACUUUCUAUGGUCAGACCUCCGACGACUGGCGUGAGGUCAAUGCCGCACAAGAUAUCGAUACGUACUUCAUCUCUGGAGGCGUGCGCGCCUUCGGACCUGGCCGCAUCAACUACUUUUUCAAGUUCUCAGGACCUAGUUUCUCAGUUGAUACCGCCUGUUCAUCCAGUUUCGCUGCCAUCAACGUGGCAAUCACAGCUCUAAGAGCCAACGAAUGCGACACUGCUUUCACUGGUGGCGCCAAUGUCCUCACCAACUCCGAUAUUUUCUCCGGUCUCAGUAGAGGUCAUUUCCUUUCACGAACAGGAUCUUGCAAAACUUGGGAUAACGAUGCUGAUGGCUACUGCCGAGGUGAUGGUGUCUGCACUGUCAUUCUGAAGCGUCUGGACGAUGCUAUGGCAGAUCGAGACCCCAUUUUGGGAGUCGUUCGCGGUAUUGGCACCAACCACUCUGCUGAGGCGGUUUCCAUCACCCACCCUUGCGCGGAGAACCAAUCUUUCUUGUUCGACAAGGUCCUGAAGGAAUGCAACGUCCCCUGCAAUGAUGUCAACUACGUUGAGAUGCACGGAACUGGUACUCAAGCUGGUGAUGGCAUUGAAAUGGAGUCAGUGUCCUCUGUCUUUGCUCCGCGACAAGGUCGCAGACGUCCUGAUCAACCUUUAUAUGUUGGUGCGGUCAAGUCCAACAUCGGUCACGGUGAGGCUGUAUCUGGUGUCUCUGCCCUCAUCAAGGUGCUUUUGAUGUUGCAAAAGAGCAAGAUUCCACCUCAUACUGGUAUCAAGAAGCAGAUGAACAAGAACUUCGCGCCGGACUUGAAGGAACGAAAUGUCAACAUCGCUUUCCAAACCACCCCAUUCCCCCGGCCUGCCGGAGGCAAGCGUACUGUCUUCAUCAACAACUUCAGUGCAGCUGGUGGUAACACUGCGAUGCUUUUGCAGGAUGGUCCAGAAGUGCCCGUCGAGCCAACUUCAGAUCCCCGCUCCACUCAGGUCGUCACUGUAUCCGCCAAAUCAUUGGCCGCAUUCAAGAAUACCUUGUCCAAGUACGAGGCCUACCUUGCCAGCAACCCAAAUGUCGGAUUGACUGAUCUUGCAUACACCGUGACUGCCCGGCGAUCGCAUUACAACUACAGAGCGGCAUUCCCCGUGCAGUCGAUGUCCCAACUGCAACAAUCUCUCAAGGCUGUCCAGGAGCAAACCCACAACCCCAUCCCCCUCGCUUCUCCUCAGAUCGCCAUGGCGUUCACUGGUCAGGGCUCUCAGUACACCGGAAUGGGUCAGAAGCUCUAUGAGACUUCGAAGCAAUUCCGGAACGACAUUGAAGAGUUCAACGAGAUUGCUCUUCGACAAGGUUUGCCAUCCAUCAUGCCUCUGAUCGAUGGAUCAGUCGAGGUUCAGCAUUUGCCACCUACAAUUGUGCAGCUUGGAAUGUGCUGCAUUCAGAUGGCUCUCACCCGUCUCUGGGCUACCUGGGGCGUCACUCCCAGUGUGGUGAUUGGUCACUCUUUGGGCGAAUACGCCGCUCUGCAAGCCGCAGGCGUACUCUCCAUUGCAGACACUAUCUACUUGGUAGGUAUGCGAGCACAGCUUCUUGAGCAGAAAUGCACUGCCGGCACACACGCCAUGCUUGCUGUCAGAUCUCCUGUUGGUGGUCUACAAGACGUUGUUGCGAACAGCCAGGGCAAGAUUGAGAUUGCCUGCAUCAAUGGUGUCUCGGAUACCGUCCUGUCCGGGACCAUGGGUGACAUUGACACUGUUGCACAGAAGUUGGCUGAUGCUGGACAGAAGUGCACCAAACUGAAGUUGCCUUUUGCUUUCCACUCUUCUCAGGUCGAUCCAAUUCUCGCAGAUUUCGAGAAGUUGGCCACUGCUGUCAAAUACCACGCCCCUCGUGUUCCAGUCAUCUCGCCUCUCCUCAGCGAUGUUGUCAGCGUUGGUGGUGUUUUUGACGCUUUCUAUCUGAGCAGGCACUGCCGCAAGACCGUUGACUUUGUUGGUGGUCUGUCCUCUGGCAUGUCAUCUGCGACAAUCAGCGAAACUUCUCUUUGGCUUGAGGUUGGCGGACAUCCCCUCUGCGCCAGCAUGAUCAAGUCAUGCCUGUCUACACCGACAUUGGCGACCAUGCGACGUGACGAAGACCCGUGGAAGAUCAUUUCGACCUCAAUGGCUGGUCUCUACACUGCCGGCAAAGCUCUCAACUGGGACGCCUUCCACAAGGAAAAUGAGAGCCUACGCGUCCUGAACGACCUGCCUUUCUACGGAUACGACCAGAAGAAUUACUGGCUUCAAUACUCAGGCGACUGGCUCAUCCACAAGGGAGACUACCCCAAGGCCAUCGCUCCAGCUCCAGCUACCGCUGCCCCUUCUGCUCCUGUCAAGGCUCGAAAAUACCUUUCUACCUCUGUCCAAGGCAUCGUCUCAGAAGAAGUCAAAGGCAGGACUGUCAAGAUCGUCGCUGAAUCUGAUUUCGCUCAUCCCAAAUUGUUCCCUGUCAUCGCGGGUCAUUUAGUCAACGGUAGUGGUCUCUGUCCAUCUACUCUUUACGUCGAUAUUGCCCACACCCUGAUCAACUACGGUGUGGACUUGGUGGCGCCAGGCGAGAAGGUGGAUAUCAAUAUUGGUGGCAUGGACAACCCUGCACCUCUCCUUUUGAAGAACAUCAACCAGCCAGAGAGUCAAAUCUUCCGCAUGAACAUGACCAUUGACAUGGAUGCACGCAAGGCCGACUUCAAUGUGACGAGCAAUAACGGAAAGAAGGAUGUCGUCCACGCAAAAUGCGUUAUCCGAUUCGAGGACGCCGCCGCCUGGAAGGAGGAAUGGAGUAAGACCUCAUACCUCAUCCAGUCGAGGAUCGACCUCCUCAAGCACAAGAUGGAGAACGGUGAAGCCGACAAGGUCAGCCGGUCAAUGGCGUACAAACUCUUCGGUGCUCUGGUCGACUAUUCCGAUAUCUACCAAGGUAUGCAGAGUGUCAUCUUCGAUGGCCCCGAAUUUGAAGCCACCAGCACCAUCAAGCUUCGUGCUGGUCCCAACGAUGGCGACUUCUUCUUCAGCCCUUACCACGUUGACAGCGCCUGUCAUUUGUCUGGCUUCACCGUCAAUGCUACCGUCAACCGCAUGGAAGAAUGCUACAUCUCCCAUGGAUGGGGCAACCUACGCUUCACGGAACCUCUCAAGCACGACAAGCAAUACUUUGCUUACGUGAAGAUGCAACCUGUGGCUGGUAGUAAGAUGAGAGCUGGUGACGUCUAUGUCUUCAACGAGAACAAGGAAGUUAUCGGUGUCGCGGGUGCUGUUCGCUUCCAGUGCAUCCCUCGCAAAUUGAUGGAUGUCAUGAUGCCCAAACCCAAGGCUGCCGCUGCCGGUAAGGCUUCUGUUUCAGCUGCCCCAGCGGCUUCCAAGGUUGCUGCAAGCCCUGUUGGGAAGCCCGCCGCUCCUGUUCAAGCUACUGUGUCCGCCCCAGCUCCCAAGCCAAAGGUCAAGAAGUCAGUCAAGGCACCCAAGAUCAAGGCACCAACGCCACCAAAGGCUUCAUCUGGCGGUCUCGUUGCCCGUGCUUUUGACAUCAUUGCCAAAGAAAUUGAUGUUGAGCAGAACGAGCUCAAUGACGACAUUCAAUGGGCCGACAUGGGUGUUGACAGCUUGAUGUCGUUGACCAUCUCUGGCAAGUUCCGUGAAGAUCUUGAGCUGGAGGUCGAAAGCACUCUCUUCACCGACUUCGCUUCAGUUGGUGCUCUGCGCAAGCACCUCAGCGGAAUGUCAGCUCCUGAGGCUGUCCCUGCCGGUGAUGCAAGCUCAGUCUCUUCCGCCGACUCAGGCUCCGAGAGUGAUGAAGACACUGUCGAGUCCGGGAUUACCACUCCCGACACCGAGGAUUUCCCAAACAAAGCGGCUGAACAUGGCAAGUCUGCUGCUGUUGAAGCUGUCGCCCAAGCCCCAAGCGCCGCUACCGAUGGAGGUGACAUGAUCGAGACCAUUCGUAUCGUGAUUGCGCAAGAGAUGGAGAUGGAUCUUGGUGAGAUUACCGACACAACCGAUCUCAGCAACCUGGGCAUGGAUUCAUUGAUGGCUCUUACUGUCCUCGGCAAGCUUCGUGAGGAGCAUGAGAUUGACCUUGACCCCACCAUCCUUGCCGACAACCCUUCGCUUGGCCAUCUGCGCAAAGCUCUUGGCCUCGAGAAGCAAAAGGCUGCCCCAGCACCUGGUCCGGCCCGAAUCUCAGCCUCAGCUCCUGCCCCUGCCCCUGUCCCGAAGACCGAGGUGAAGCAAAACAUGAUUGUGGCUCCUGCCGCUCCUCCUGUCGAGGUCGUCAUCCAAAUGCCUCCUGCGACGUCGGUUCUGCUGCAGGGCAACCCAAAGACUGCGACCAAAAACCUCUUUCUCUUCCCUGAUGGAUCAGGAUCCGCGACCUCAUAUGUCUCCAUUCCUGCCAUCGACAGCAAGAACCUGGCCGUCUAUGGUCUCAACUGUCCCUUCAUGAAGGAUCCCACCAGCUACACCUGUGGCAUCGAAGGUGUUUCCAAGCUCUACAUGGAGGAAGUUAUGCGCCGACAGCCUUUUGGUCCUUAUAUCCUUGGAGGAUGGUCGGCCGGCGGUGUUGUUGCCUACGAAGUCACCAGACAACUGGCUGACCUUCAGAAAAUGCAUCCCGACAAGAACUUCUCGGUGGAGAAGUUGAUAUUGAUCGACUCUCCUUGCCCCAUCAGACUGGAGCCUUUGCCUGCACGUCUCCAUCACUUCUUCGAUGAGAUCGGUCUUCUUGGAACUGGAACCGGCAAGACACCCAACUGGCUGCUACCUCAUUUUGAGUACAGCAUCAAGGCUUUGACCGCCUAUCGUCCAGAGUUGAAGUCUACACGUGACUUCAAGGCACCACCAACCCUGCUCAUCUGGGCUACUGACGGUGUAUGCGGCAAGCCUGGCGACAAGAAACCGCCGCCACAGGCCGAUGAUCCCAAGAGCAUGAAAUGGCUCUUGGAGAACCGAACUGACUUCGGGCCCAAUGGGUGGGACAAACUAUUGGGUGGUGAGGUUUGCAAGAUGGUUACCGUCAACGGCAACCAUUUCACAAUGAUGAAGCCUCCAGUGGCGAAGGGCGUUGGUCAAUUCAUCCGCGAGUCUCUGCUGAUGUAGAGGACGAGCGACCACAUUUUCAUGCUACGAGAUACCUGAUAGAAGCGGAUGUAGAACUUUUUGACACUUUACGGCUUUGUUGCAUCAGGCCCCCAGGGAAAAAUCAGUACAUACUGGGUUUGGUAGCGUUCUGGCCCCUGUUGUUUCUUGUCUGGGCAUUUUCAGGAGCGUUUGGGAGUAUAGGCAGAAUUUAGAUUGUCAGUGACGCUGGGGAUUGUUUCACGGCGCGGGCGUUGCAUACUGGUCGACGAGGGCAAGCGGCGUGACCAGGACUUUGUUUUCUUUUCCUUGAACCUAUUUGAUGUUUAGGGCUUCUCUGAAGUGCCCAUCAAUGUCAUUCAUAGCUCUGAAGUCUAAUGCACACCACCUUUACGAAAGUCACU